AUGGCCACUGCCCAAAAAGAGGCAGAAAAUGCUAUUGGCUUGGAGGAAAUCCAUGAAGAGAGAAAAGAACCACCAAAAGUGCAAAAGACAUUUACAGUGGAAGAAGCUGUGGAAACCAUUGGGUUUGGGAGGUUCCAUAUCAUGCUUUUCUUCAUCAUGGGCAGCACUGGGGUGGCUGAAGCCAUGGAGAUCAUGCUGAUAGCUGUUGUGUCCCCUCUCAUCCGAUGUGAGUGGCAGCUCCAAGACUGGCAGGUGGCUUUAGUGACAACAAUGGUGUUUUUUGGCUACAUGGUGUUCAGCAUAGUGCUCGGGCUGCUGGCAGACAGGUACGGGCGCUGGAAGAUACUGCUGCUCUCCUUCCUCUGGGCAGCCUAUUUCUCCCUGCUGACCUCUUUUGCCCCGUCCUACGUCUGGUUUGUGUUCCUGCGGGCCAUGGUAGGAGGUGGCGUGUCAGGCCACGCGCAAGGACUUAUCAUAAAAACUGAAUUUUUGCCCACCAAAUACCGGGGAUACAUGUUGCCCUUAUCCCAGGUGUUUUGGUUGGCAGGAUCCUUGCUGAUCAUUGGCCUGGCAUCAGUGGUGAACCCAACCAUUGGCUGGCGGUGGUUGAUCAGAAUUGCCUCCAUCCCUGGCAUUCUUCUCAUUCUGGUGUUCAAGUUCAUCCCAGAGUCGGCGCGGUACAACGUGUCCACGGGCAGCACGGGGGCUGCGCUGGCCACGCUGCAGAGGAUAGCCAGGAUGAACGGGGCAGCCCUGCCCGAGGGGCAGCUGAGGGAGCCUGCCAAGGAAAGAAGGGGAAGAUUCAAGGACCUCAUCCACCCCAAAUACCUCAGAACUACUUUGCAGAUAUGGAUCAUAUGGCUUGGCAUAGCUUUCGCCUACUACGGAGUCAUCUUGGCCAGUGCUGAGUUGCUGGAGCGGGACCUUGUCUGUGGCUCUGCAGCCCCACCACUGCAGAACUCCAGCGAUGACUCUGAGGAGAGCCACAGCCCCUGCCACUGCCACUUGUUUGGGCCUGCUGCCUACCAGACCAUGAUCAUCAGCACAGCUGGGGAGAUCGCACUAAAUCCUGUGAACAUUCUCAGCAUCAAUCUCCUCGGAAGACGUGUAAGCCUGUGUAUCACCAUGGGAUGUACAGCUCUAUUCUUCCUUCUCCUUAAUAUCUGCACCUCGAGUGCAGGCAUGGUUGGCUUUCUCUUCAUGCUGCGUGCCUUGGUUUCAGCCAACUUCAACACCAUCUACAUUUACACGGCAGAGGUUUAUCCCACCACAAUGCGAGCACUGGGGAUGGGCACAAGUGGGUCAUUGUGCCGUGUGGGAGCAAUGGUGGCUCCAUUUAUAUCACAAGUUCUUAUGAGUGCUUCUUUCGUGGGGGCCCUGUGUCUCUUCUCCUCUGUGUGCAUCAUCUGUGCCAUCUCUGCAGUCACACUGCCCAUUGAGACCAAGGGCAGGGCCCUGCAGGUGGGUACCACCACUCCAGGAGCUCCUGUGGAUCUAAAGGCUGUUAGGGACUGGUAG
Molecule: messenger RNA, 1518 nt
Organism: Oenanthe melanoleuca
Lineage: Eukaryota; Metazoa; Chordata; Aves; Passeriformes; Muscicapidae
Gene: SVOPL
Product: SVOP like
Exons: 14
Coding region: 1-1518 (505 amino acids)
Biological process (GO): transmembrane transport
Molecular function (GO): transmembrane transporter activity
Source: RefSeq, a predicted model, not a curated record